UACCACCUCGGUGUCACCCGGGCUGCUGUGGCAUUCCAGCUCCAGAGCUGCCCUUGGGAGCAGGAGGUGUCAGACGAGGGUUUGUUCUGCAGUACCGGAACGGUUGGCUCUGACAGGCAGGAAAAAUGUCAGGCGGUUUCUCUUUAUCCGACGCUUUGCCCACCUGCAACAACCCCAACCCCUCUGCGCCCCCACCCCACGGUUAUCCCUCCUGGGGAAACCAGCCACCGGCUCCUGGGGCAUUCCCGACAUUCCCUGGCUGUCCAGCAGCAGCACCAGCGCCAUAUCCUGGAGGACCAGGAGCAUACCCUGGAGCACCAGGAGCAUACCCUGGAGGACCUGGAGCACCUGGGCCAUAUCCCGGAGCACCUGGAGCAUUUCCUGGAGCACCAGGAGGACCAGGACCGCAUUGUGCCCCAGGACAACCACAUGGUGGCCUUGGAUUUGGACACCCUCCUCCACAGGGUGGACCAGCUCCUCCUCUGAAAGUUCCCUUCGAGCUGCCCCUGCAGGCAGGACUUCUCCCUCGGCUCCUCAUAACCAUCACGGGCACCAUCAACCACAACCCAAACAGGUUUUCACUGGAUUUCAAGAGAGGGAAGGACAUUGCCUUCCACUUCAAUCCCCGCUUCAAGGAAGAGGACAAGAGAGUCAUCGUUUGUAAUUCGAUGUUCCAAGAUAAAUGGGGAAGAGAGGAGAGAAUUGCUCCAAGGUUUCCCUUUGAACCUGGAAAACCUUUCAAGCUCCAGGUCCUCUGCGAGGUGGAUCACUUCAAGGUAGCGGUCAAUGAUGCUCACUUGCUGCAGUACAACUUCCGUGAGAAGAAGUUGAACGAGAUCACCAAGCUCUGCAUCGCUGGGGACAUCACCCUCACCAGCGUUAUGCCGACCAUGAUAUAGCUCUGGCGGCGUAAUUCUAAUGCUAACUCAGUGCUUUUAACAUGGCUGUAACAGAAGUGCCUUCUAACAUGAAUACUUUGAGGUAAUAAAACAUAUUUUCACAAGUAA
Molecule: messenger RNA, 1007 nt
Organism: Cuculus canorus (common cuckoo)
Lineage: Eukaryota; Metazoa; Chordata; Aves; Cuculiformes; Cuculidae
Gene: LGALS3
Product: galectin 3
Exons: 7
Coding region: 126-899 (257 amino acids)
Biological process (GO): positive regulation of calcium ion import; monocyte chemotaxis; eosinophil chemotaxis
Cellular component (GO): nucleus; immunological synapse
Molecular function (GO): carbohydrate binding; laminin binding; IgE binding
Source: RefSeq, a predicted model, not a curated record